Cheilinus undulatus (humphead wrasse) is the source of this 2488-nucleotide messenger RNA. Its product is annotated as sorting nexin-4-like. Gene Ontology annotation, molecular function: phosphatidylinositol binding. The coding region runs from base 6 to 1313 and encodes 435 amino acids. The transcript is spliced from 14 exons. Gene Ontology annotation, biological process: protein transport. NCBI's taxonomy places the organism in Eukaryota, Metazoa, Chordata, Actinopteri, Labriformes, Labridae. The record is from RefSeq and is a predicted model, not a curated record.
AGAGGAUGGCGGAGGACAGUAAAGAAGACUCGGUGGCAACCGACGACGAUUCAGACAAUACUGCUGCAGACGGGGGUAACAGCCUGAACAUAACGAUGGUGGAGGAAGGCUCCACGCUCAUACGCAGGAUGGAGAUUUGCGUCGCUGAGGCGGAGAAAAGGAGUGGAAAAAAUGCAGUGAACAUGCAGGAGACGUUUACUGUGUACCUCAUUGAAACACGGCCCAUGGAUGCAGUUGCUGAAGGUCGUAACCCAGCCCCCGACUCUCUGUGGAGAAGAUACAGUGAAUUUGAACUUUUGAGGAACUACCUGAUUGUGACCUAUCCUUACAUCGUGGUCCCUCCUUUGCCUGAGAAGAGGGCAGAGAUUGUUUGGCAUAAGCUCUCUGCAGACAACAUGGACCCAGACUUUGUUGAGCGCCGGCGGGUCGGGCUGGAGAACUUCCUGCUCCGUGUCGCUUCACACCCCGUCCUCUCCAACGACAAGAUCCUCUACCACUUCCUCACUGAGGAGCACGGUUGGAAGGAGGUGGUGUAUGAGACGGGAUUUCAGGCAAAGGCAGAUUCCAGACUGAAAGCGCUGAGUGCCACCUUCAGGGUGAGGAAUCCAGUUAAACGCUUCAUGGAGAUGAAACACUACAGCGACGAGCUGCAGUCUCACACAUCUCAGCUUCUCAGAGCACGAGCAAGGGUUGCAGACCGGCUGUACGGUGUUUAUAAGGUCCAUGGGAACUACGGAAGAGUCUUCAGUGAGUGGAGUGCUAUUGAGAAGGAGAUGGGAGAUGGACUACAAAGUGCCGGUCAUCACAUGGAUGCAUAUGCUGCUUCAAUAGACGACAUCUUAGAGGAGGAGGAACAUUAUGCCGACCAAAUUAAAGAAUAUCUCUUCUACGCUGAAGCUUUAAGGGCAGUGUGCAGGAAACAUGAGCUGACCCAGUUUGAGCUGGAGAUGGCUUCACAGGAUCUCAUCUCCAAGAAACAGCAACGUGAGGAGCUGGCUACAGGGAUCGUGCGGACCUUCUCUUUCAAAGGAAUGACCAACAAGCUUUUUGGUCAGGAGGCUCCUGAGCAGAGGGAGGCCCGGCUGAAGCUGCUGGAGGAGCUGAUAGCGGAGGGCGAGGAGACCGUCAAGGAGAAGACGGUUGAGUGCGAAGAGCAUGUUGAACGAGGGUGGGUGGACAUGCAGCGCUUCAAGGAGCAGAAAGACAAAGACCUGCGGGAGGCACUCAUCAACUACGCUGUCAUGCAGAUCAGCAUGUGUAAAAAGGGAAUUCAAGUGUGGAGCAAUGCCAAAGAAUGUUUCCUAAAGAUGUAGAGGAAGCCAUAUUUAUAGAAAGAUGCCUUGGGUUGAGGAUUGUGGACGCAAAAGCAACAGAAAUACAUGCAAAGAUAAUAUUAUUCACAAAGGAUUUCUAUUAAUUUAUUUGUGGGUUAAAUUUCCUCACAUAUUUUGUGAAUUAACUGAGAAAGAGAAGGCACCUGUCAUAUGAACUAGAUUUUUUUUUUCUAUUGAUCAGUGACUGAGAUUGCCUCAUUUUAAACAUGUGGUAACUAAAAGCAGCAAAGAAUCUUAAAUGUUCACAGCCUUACUUUUCUCAACAUCAUGAGCACAAAAACCAUAUCACAUCAUGACAAGAAGCUCUUCCUGUCUUAAGAUAUUACCAGGUAUGUUAUUUAUUGAAAUUAGCCUGUAAUGGGGGAUUUUUAAUACCAAAAAUGUCAAACUCCUGCACACUGUCUUCAUUGGUAAUUACAUGACUUGUUUCUGUCACCACUAUGUAAUUGUGCAACUUAGACUAUUCUCUCUCCUCUUCUUUUGACAGCUUACUUUUGCCAGUUAAUAAAUAAAGAUCCAAAGAUUUUUAAAAGAAUUGGUACUUUGAAAACCAAUCAUUAAAAUUGUGGAUUUGAUUGCUUUAAAUCAUGUGUUAUCAAAAUUUUUCAAACAGCUGUAACAAGUUUGCUCAGUUUUUUAAUCCUUGAUCUUUAAGUCUCUCCAAAUCUACAAUAAUGCACAAUUAAAAUAGAUAAAAGAUGCCUUUAGGCUGUCAGACAAGUUUCAGUUGCCAGUGGUGGUGAGGUAACAACAGUUUAUGUGCAGAAACAUUUAAAGCAAGAUUUUUGAUGCAUUAAUAGUCGUGAGUGGACGUUUUUGCUUAAACAAUUAAAGCAUGAUAAAAACAUGUAAAUGGCACUACAUUCCUCUACCCUGAGGAUUAACUCUUAUUUCUGCUUUAAAUAAAUCUGUCAAAGUAAAGAAAUUACUAGAUUUAUUCUACUGAUGUAAAGUAAGCUGCACUAAAGGAUUACAUUUGAUUUUAAAAAAUCAUUAUUUAUUUUUGUCCUUACAUGAUAUUUAAAUAAAGGUUUCUGUUACAAGUGUUUGCCAGCAAUAAGCUUUUAACCUGUAUUUGUGACUUUUGUCUUUAUGGUUUAAUGUGUAUUUUAAUGCUGCAGUUUUUGUUUGUUUGUAGGUUUGUUUGAAUAAAA